AUGUUCGACGACUGGGCCUAUCGAGAGCAUUUCGAUACACCGCGUCGUGAGCGCGCGAAAUCAAUUGUACAAAGUGUUGCUUCACAGAUAAGUGCUGAAGAAGACUGGGUGCUGCCAGUUGUAGAGCUGCGGCGCCGCGCCAACAGCUUGCCACGAAGCGAGAAAGUGACAACUCGAAGUUGGCCGCUGGACACACCAUUUCUCGACGCCCAAAAGGCAGAGAUGAAUGAUUGGAAACUAUGGGUAGGUCCCGAAUACAGCAUUGAUGAUUUUGACGAAGCGUUGUUCUCUGCGCAGAUUCUGGAGAGCCAAACUGUUUUAGAAAGAGCUCGUUUGGCGAUUUCAGUUUAUAACCGGCUUGGCGCCGAAUCAGAGCAAUUAAUUGACAACAUUGAGGCAACGAAAAGCAAUCUGGAAAAUAUUAAUACUCAAAUUGUUGAAAUGCGAGUGGUUUCUGAUGGUGGUAUUCAUGAACAAGAGAAGCUGGACCAACUGCACAAAGAUCUGGACAAGUAUCUUCGUAUUUAUGACAAUUUGGACAACUCUACAAGAAUAUUGAAUAAACCCGGCAAUAAACUGGUUUCCAAAGUGCAGGAGUUCAGAACUCUUUUGCAAAACCUUGACGAAGGGCUCGAGUUUUGCAAACAACAUCCAGAAUUCAAAGAUAUGGAUCUAUAUGAAAUGAGGCACACUCAAUGUAUUUUAAGAGCGGUUACACUGGCACAAGAGUUUUGUGUUGGUCAUCUAAGGAAGGUUACCGGCUCAAUUCUGCAAAAACUAGUUGCGUCUUCAACUUCCAGCACAACUGGCGCUAUGCAUGCACUUAUCUGGACCAAGUUCGAAGCUGACGCCGAGUUUAUUAGCCCAAUUGUGUCUGUUAUUAAAUCUCGCGAUGACGAAAAACUAGAAUCACUUCUUAUGGAGGUCCAAAAGCAGUAUUUCACGUGCCGCUCUCAACUCAUUUCUCCAGAGAUCUCGCGGAGCCUUGCACCUUUGGCGCCGCCAGGACCCCCAGACUUUAUUGUUGGAGCGCAAAAUAUUUUGGUGCAGUUCAUGACACUAUUCAAUAAAGAGCUCGAUGCUUAUCGCAAGGUCAUGGGAGAGCCUGAUGAGCAGUAUGAGCAAUGGCUUACAGACUUAUGUCAACCUCUCUACGACCAACUUCGGCGGUACAUUAUUAGGGAAACGGACAUUUCACAGCUAUGUCAACUGAUCAUGUCGAUUCAGGGCCACGAUACCCAGGCUUUCGAUCCUAUAUACCGGGAUACUCAAAACCGUCUUGUUUUCCGAGCCGAUUUGAUUGUCGAUGGCAUCUCAAAAUAUCAGCCAACGCCUAAAGACUGGGGUAAAACAGUGUAUCCAACAGUGACACAGGCUUUGGAUUUACUAGGCCAGGUGUAUGAGUUGUUGAACAACGAGGUGUUUAACAACCUUGCUUAUCGAUGCGUUAAUCAAUGCAUUCUGUCUCUUGAAACAGGACGCGAGUCGGCCAUGACACGUCUUGGAAAGAUUGAGGGAAGCUUAUUUCAUAUCCAGCAGCUGGUACUGUUACAAACCCGUAUAAUGGAUUUCAAUGUGGAGCAUUCGGUGGAGCAUGAUGUCGACUUUAGUGGACUGCAAACUUUUGUUGAAGCAUUCUGGCAAAAUAGGUCACGUUUUACUUCCGUUCGUGAGCUUUUUGGCAUCGCACGAACAUCAAUGCCUCAUGUGAUCGAGCACAUGAUCGAUGCCAUGGAAGGUUUGUAUUCUGCGUUGCGUCUGGCUGUUACGAGAUUCACAGAAUAUGCUACAGACUCUAUGAUUGACCCGAUCUCCAAAAAUGAUGCGCGUACUGCCCAACAUGACGUCCAUAACUUCCGCGAGGCUGUGGCCGUUGAGCUUAAACGUAUCAACACAGUUGUUCACGAUUACAUUUCGGAGCCUCGCGUCUGCGAUGUCCUGCUGGAUUCACUACAAGACGAUCUUGUUAAAAAAUAUACUGAGUACUACCACUUGAUCUACAACACUGGUAGUCCUGAUAUGUUGGACGGCGUAAUGGAUGCAGAUGCAAUGAUGGCCUGGCUUGGUGAAUUAACAAGACAGUUCCAAACAAAUUUGUAG
This is a messenger RNA of Wickerhamiella sorbophila, 2100 nucleotides long. RefSeq names its product Conserved oligomeric Golgi complex subunit 3. The transcript has a single exon. Gene Ontology annotation, biological process: Golgi organization; autophagy; cytoplasm to vacuole targeting by the Cvt pathway. Lineage: Eukaryota; Fungi; Ascomycota; Dipodascomycetes; Dipodascales; Trichomonascaceae. Gene Ontology annotation, cellular component: COG complex; cis-Golgi network; membrane. Bases 1 to 2100 code for a protein of 699 amino acids. The record is from RefSeq and is a predicted model, not a curated record.